Molecule: messenger RNA, 1335 nt
Organism: Solanum pennellii
Lineage: Eukaryota; Viridiplantae; Streptophyta; Magnoliopsida; Solanales; Solanaceae
Product: tetratricopeptide repeat protein 5-like
Exons: 11
Coding region: 1-1197 (398 amino acids)
Molecular function (GO): protein binding
Source: RefSeq, a predicted model, not a curated record
AUGAGCACUCCAACUGAAGAGGUUUUAAGGGAGAAAGAAGAAGAAUCUGCUGAUCUAAAAUCCACUAUCCAAGAAGUCUCUGAUCAUCUAAAAGAAUUCAAGUAUGACAGUUGGAUUUCACAGUUGAGAAGAUUGGGGAAGCUGGUCUAUAAUUUUGCCGAAUGGUAUUUCCCGUCAAGUGAACAAGAGAAAAUCUCUGACCUGGAGCAUCAUGUUGAUUUGUGCAUCAAAGUCCUCGAAUCAGUUCCUCAAGGUAUGGGUAAUCCAGAAGAAGAAAACAAUGCAUUCAAUUUUAUUUAUCAAAUCCAACUUAAUCCGUGUGAGCGGAUUGCGUGGUUGUGCCUCUACUGUUGCGUUGCCAAGAAAAAGGAUAUCGAUAAGGCUAAAAAAUGCUACCAGACUAUCUUCAAACUGAUUAAGGGUGGGGAAAAUAGCAUAGUUUUAGAUCGAUUUGCAGACCUUGAACGCCUGUUUUCACGAGCCCAUUACAUUGAAGAAAGCAUCAAAUAUGCCAAAAGGGCACUCGUUCUGAAUAGCAAGGAUGACAUUUGUUCAUAUGUCUUAGGAAAUGCAUACUUCGAUUAUUUUCGUCUGACUGGAGGAUGGAAUCACUGUAAACUUCAACUGGCAUUAAAGGCAUACGAGAACUGUAAAAAAAAUGCUGCAGAGAAGUCACACCCAUAUAUUGAGUACGAGCUUAGCAUGGUGAACCGAUUUCUGGAAAAUUACAAGAUGUCCCUAAAUGGAUUUUCAUAUGCUGCAUUAAUGAAUCCUUGUGAUGCUUUACAUCAAAGGAAAGUGACGCUCCAGCUUCUUGACAACAUUAUUGAAGGAUUACUUCAGGGUAAGCCUAAUGAGAAGAAUAAAAGGAAGCGUAAGCGAAAGAGUAUUCGAGUAGACAGCCAGAAGCUAUUACGUGCUGCUAGAGGUCUAGGUCCUGUAUGCAACCGCAGAACCAUAGAUCUCUUAAUUGAAGGCCUGAACUUUCUGGUUAUAGCAUCAGUAGAGUCCUUAGUUAAGUAUGAGUAUCAAACUCCAGUAUACUAUAUGCUCUGUGACCGUCAGAUGAACAGUUUUAUACUUACAGUGUCCGGCAUACAGAAGGAAGCAAUUGAACCAGGAGAUGUGGUCACACUAUUGGAUCCCAUUUGUAAAUUUGUUUAUUUUGAAUGGGAACCCCCCUUCAGAAUUGCAUAGAAUUGUUUUUUAUUCGUCAUUGACGAAUUAUUCAUUAGAAUCGACAAGGUAGCGAAAUUCCUUGUCGGGUAAGUUCCGACCCGCACGAAAGGCGUAACGAUCUGGGCACUGACCCCGACGGAUCAUUCCUUUUUCCGA